Molecule: messenger RNA, 3996 nt
Organism: Stegostoma tigrinum
Lineage: Eukaryota; Metazoa; Chordata; Chondrichthyes; Orectolobiformes; Stegostomatidae
Exons: 19
Coding region: 109-3996 (1295 amino acids)
Biological process (GO): protein phosphorylation
Molecular function (GO): protein binding; ATP binding; protein kinase activity
Source: RefSeq, a predicted model, not a curated record
GCUUGUUUUCAUUCAGACGUUUCGACAAUGUGCUGGGUAACAUCAGUGAAGCCUCCGAUAAAGUGAUGUUGUUCUACUCCACUUGGAAUUUAUACUGUCCAGUCCAUUAUGAUACUCCGAGACACAUACGAUGCUUUUCUUGAUCAGGACGAUCAGAGAUUUCUACAUCUCGUGGCUGGAACCAAACCAAAUGAUCCAAACGCCUGGACGCAUUGUAAGAAAAGCCCCCCCUUGCCUGACGACAUUUAUAUCAGGCGGAUGGCACAGUCCUUACUCCUGGCACAGGCAUGCUCUGUCCUUGGGGACACCGAGACUCUGAUGGAUGAAGAUUGGAAGGAGAUAGCUCGGGAGGACAUUACCAGCCUAGGCUCCAUGCAAAUAUUCAGACGACCGGAGUCCAAAGAAACUGACAUCAAGGAUAUGACCUUUCAGGAGCUAGCACUGAAGUUCCCAAAAAUGGCGAUUGAGGAACUGAGCAAGAACUUUCUGCAAUACCACAAGAAGUUGAUCCUCCUAGGUCUGAUCGAUAGAGAGGCCUUACGAGACCAACUGUGGAAGGAUCUCAACCUUAAAUCCAUAAAAGACGGAAACCAUAUCAUUAACAGACCCAAGACAAUGCCCAGGAGCCUGAUGGAUCUGCUGAUGAACCCGACAGCUGUCCUCUUCUUCCAGCGGUUUCUCGAAGCCUACGAUGCAGAAGCUCCAUUGCGGUUCUGGCAGACAGUUGAAGAACUCCAUAGCCUUCACACUGAGAAACAGAGACAGCAUGGCAUCAAAUGGAUCCUCAACAACUUCUUCAAUCCCAAUUUCAACGCAGAGCAGUUUCUCCAAUGCGAUGCAUCGGUUAUCAAGGAGAUCAUGGAAUCGAUUGAGUCUGGUCACCAAAUCACCAUGAACAUGCUUUUACAAGCUCAGUCCGAUAUUCAGGACAGUUUGCGUCACAACUGGUUUGACCAAUACCUGAAAACAUACCCAGAUCAGCCUAUUGAGCGUUCGCCUUCCAUGUCAAUCCUGAGGUCAAUCCAGACGAUAAGCCGGAAGAACCGCUCAUGGAGGGAGCUGGUGGCUAUCAUCAGGUCGGUCGUCACCUUCCGGCGGAUGAUCUGGAAUCCCCAGCUCCGCCUUCACUUCAUCCACUUCCUGCGCGAUGAGGUCUACAACAAUGACCAGAACAUUGUGACAUCUCGGGUCAUGACCAGAGUGCCAUCCCAGGGCGGUUCCCUCAUCUUCCGAGGGAUUGAUUAUGUGGACGAUUCUGACACCCCACACUUGAGAAAGCGAACGAUGUUCAAUCGACAGGUCAUAAUCAACUACCUGGUCAAUGAUCUGCACUUCUGCAUGGAAAUCGAGCAGUACGUGAAACGGGCAGAAGCUGCAAUCAUGAUGGCUCAAGUGGGACUGCACGACGAGAUUUACGAAGGAUUGCUUCGGGCCAAAGUGGAAAUGAUCAUCAGACUCUUCCUGCACGCGGACACUCUGCCGAGGCUCAGGGUGAAUAUCAUGGACUAUGAGAAAGACAGGAUCAUUAUGAGCAGUCGCCAUGGCAAACUGGAGCCGGAUCUGUUCCACCAAGCACGGAUGACUAUCAUCCUCCCUCUGCUUCACUUCUGGAGAAGAUACUGUGUUGCGAAUUCUUUAAGGAUACUUGGGAAACCUAGGCCUUCAUGGAAGAAGGAGCAUUCACCUUCAAAUUAUCUCUAUCCAUCUCUUCAAUAUAUGACCAGUGCCUUGGUGCCUCAGUAUACUGCAGAGGAGUUCCCGACCCUCCGGUUCACACUGGCAAAAGGGAUCCAGUUACUGAUGCCUCAGGAGAAGGACAAUGCCAAUGCUGCAGAACAAGAGAAGGAUGCUGUCCGGGAAUCUCAGAUCUCUCAAAAAGGGAAGAAUCCAAUGAAUAGCAGAGUCUCCAUCUCAAGUCAGGGCCAAGCGUCAGUGAAGGAAGCUAGACUUUUAUCGAGAAUGGAAGAACAAGAAAGGGAACAAACAUUUGAAGACUUUGGAACCGAACUGGGUAAUAACUUUCGAGAUCUCUGCGAGUCCAACAAUCCAGACCUCUCUCAGGCAGAAAAGUUCAUUGGAGAGGGAGCCUUGGAAAAUCUCAGUGUUGACACGAUUGGCUCCAUUUUAUGUAAAGUUGCCAUGAAAGGUCACGAAGAAAUCAUGAGGAAGUUGCUUUUGAGUGACAAGGUAGACGUGAAUUACCAGGAGCCGAAAUAUAAGUGGUCGCCCCUCCUUAACGCUGUGCAAGCGGAACAUGAGAGAAUUGUUGACUUGCUGUUGGAACACGGGGCCGACCCCAGGCUCCAGAAGAAGAAUGGCGCCUCGCCUUUCAUUGUCGCUGCAAUAACUGGUAAUGUGAAUCUGCUCAGCAAGUUUCUUGAGCUGGGUGCAGAUAUCGACGAGGCAGACAGCAAUGGUUUUACGGCCUUUAUGGAAGCAGCACAGUAUGGCCACGAGGAGGCGCUGCGCUUUCUCUUCCAGGAAAAGGCCGAUGUGAACAAGCACAGGAUGGUCUCUGAGGCCAUGGCGAAAAUUGGUAAAGGAGGGAAGACAGCCCUGAUUGAUGCUGUGUUGAACAAGCGUAAGGACAUCGUUGAGAUCUUGUUGGAUGAAAUGAAGGCGGAUGUUAAUGCAUUUGACAACCUUGGCAAAACGCCACUCAUCCACGCCUUGGAGAGCGGGAAUGGGGAGAUUGUGGAGAUUCUGUUAAAGCGGGGAGCCGACGUUAACGCCACAGACAAAAACCAGAACACGCCUCUGAGCGUUGCAUUGACCAACUGUAGCCCUGACAGCCCCCUGUUGGAACAGCUCGUGAAGUGCACCCAGAAUCUGAAUGUCCAGGACAGCCAUGGGAAAACACCAUUGAUCCGUGCAGUAGAGAAGAAGAUGUCAGAGGUGGUUAAACUUCUGCUGGAGAUUGAGGGCACGGCAAUCAAUGCACAAGAUCAUUUGGGCCAGACAGCCCUACUAGCAGCUGUGGAAAAUAAGGAUAUGUUGUUGUCACAAAUGCUGUGUGAGAAAGGGGCUGAUGUAUCCUGUACAAACAAUCACGGGGACACGGCGUUAAUGAUAGCCAUAAGGAAGUAUGACAAUAAAACUAAAAAUAUACUGAUCAAGCAUGGGGCAGAGAAGGUGGCAUCCAGUGGCGGAAGACCUCCUUCAAAAUGGAAGGAGCACAGCCAACGUUGGAAAAUAAUCCUUGGAAACCUGCAGAGGGAGCACCGUGGUCCCAUUGGGAAACUGAAACUAUCCAGAAUCCCCGAUUAUAAGAUUAGAGAAGAACUCAAUGUGACGGAAGUCUACCUUGGUUUCGUCAAUAAUGAGACGGAAGUGGCGGUGAAAUGUCACAGGAAGGGUGUGGAAGGAGCCAAAAGAGAAUUGGAUUGCCUCCGUGAUCCCAAGAUCAGUGGCAGCAGUAGCUUUGCUAACCUCCUGCAUUGUGAAAGUGAUGAUUAUUGUGAUUAUCUCUGUCUGAACCUCUGUGAUUAUAACCUUGAGGAGUGUGUGAGCGAGUGGCCAGACAAAAUGCGAGGGGAUGCCCCUAAAAUAAUGAAGCAGUUGGUUCAGGCUCUACAGCUCUUGCACAAGGUUAAGUUUGCUCACCGGGAUUUGCAUCCAACAAAUGUCCUCAGAGAUGUUGAAGAAAAUUUUCGCCUGGCAGAUUUUGAUAAGAGUGUGCAUUUUGAUAAGAAUCCAGCUGUGCCGAUUUGCUCUGGGACCUGGGAAGCUUCAGAAAUCCUGCAGAAACUGGAACGUUUGCCAAAGGCAGCGUUUACCGAGGAUGAGCUGUUCAAAGCAGACGUGCAGGUCUAUGAGCAGCAGCUUGAAGGAAUCAUUGACCAAUCUGUUCGCAAACAGAAAUCUGUGCCCAGAAAGGAGCUUGCAUUUUCCAUAGCACAGUGGGCCAAGUGUGACUGCAAAGGUGUAAAGUCUGUCUUGUCUUUGAGAGAUGAUCGCAAUAGCCAGUACAAUUGGAUUCCCAAGGGGUGGGGCUAG